Molecule: messenger RNA, 3243 nt
Organism: Armigeres subalbatus
Lineage: Eukaryota; Metazoa; Arthropoda; Insecta; Diptera; Culicidae
Exons: 6
Coding region: 1610-2911 (433 amino acids)
Source: RefSeq, a predicted model, not a curated record
UGUUUUAUUUGAUUUAUGCGUCAUAUACCACUACGUUAUUAUCAUUUUACCUAUAUAAUUGCAUUUUUAAAUUUAUUAUCUUAAGAUAAAUUUUCCUUAUCGUUGACGGGUUUUGAUCGCACGUCCACAGCGUUGCCUGUUCAUCGUAGUGCUCGCCUCUCCAUCUGUACCAAUUCAGCAGCCAUGUAGUUGAGAUCAAAUGACGGGGUUUUGUUCUACCUUGCAUCUCAACUAACAAUUUUAGCUGUAUAAGCUGGGUUUUUAGUUGAACAAGUCAAGAAUUCGGCUGCAGUAGCAUUUUCCCAGCAAAAAUGUUUGUUUGGAUACAGGUUGUAAGGCUGCAAAACUAGUAUAAUAUUUAAAAGUUCCCAGGAGCCAAUCGAAUUGCAGUCAUGCCUACUGACAUUUGUCAGUUUGAGCAGCCAAUCAAACCAGUUCACGUUUCUCUUAUCAGGUCUAGAUCCUGCCAACAAUAUAUAAAAACAAUAUGUGUUACCAAUCCAUUAUCGUGGAAAACGAUUUUUUUUAUUGAUAUGUUUCACUCUGUAAUUGAUUAUGCCUUUCUGGAAUUCCAGGUUACACUUAAAUUUUAGAUUUCUGAAUACCCCUUUGAUUUAUGUAUACCUCUUUGUCACACUUUUCAUGUAGGACAUCCGAUUUUUAUUUAUAAAUUUUCACAUUCUCCAAAGCGUAUCUUUUUCUUAAAGCCUAUUCAGAUUACUCCAUUUAUCCUAAUAAAAUAUCGUGUAAAAGUGAAAAAAAUUUGAAUGUAUGGAGACUAGCAUUAAGCUUCUCUUUAUAACGAUAUUUAUUACAAUAAAUGGCGCAACCUGAAUAGGCUAUUAAAAGUGUGACAUAAUUUAGGGACACUCGCUACCGCAUAUAUUUCGAUUGUUAUAUGUACUUUCUCGUAUUUAAAAUACUUUUUGGUUUACAUCGAAACCGCCUACAAGAUAUUAACAAAUGUUCAGCUACAUGAUGUUUUUUUACUAUCGACUAUGUUGUACAAUAGUACUUGAAUUCGUUUUAAAACUGUUUGUACAGCUCGAAAUCGUUUGACUUAAGCAUCACUGUGUACAUGCUGUACAAUAACUGCACUACGGAUGAACAAAUGCUGAAACAAAAUAGCGAUGUUUUCCAGCUGUCAUUGAUCGCUCGCCAUUCGAUCAUCACCGAAAAAAAAUAUAAAAGCAUCCGAUCGAAAACCAUCCGUUUGUGCGUCGCGAGUGCUGUGCUACUUUUCUGUUUUGCAUCCUGAUUUCAUCCCAAAUGAGCAAAGCUCAUUAUUUCAACGUCGUUCAGACGGUCGAAGGAGGCCGGCCGGUGGUAACAGUCGUCCCGCAUCAGUGGGUACAAGGCGACUUUUUGAGGUGGCCAAAUAAGAAUGCCCACCAACUGUCCAGAGAUGCGGCAUCGAAACCGGCGACAUCGUGGACAAAAAUACCCUGUGCUGUCAAAAGGAAAUACAUUCCGACAUACCGAGCCGCAGAGGAAGAAGUAGACGGUCUUUCCGGAAUGUCGACAGAAGCGUCGGACUACGCACCCCGUAAAAAAAAACAAGAAAAGCUCUUCCUCACAACCAUCAACAAAGGGGUAUGAUUUUAACCAUAUGGUAAACCAAGCUUCCGCUUCCGUAACCCUAUCGCAACCAGUGCUUGGAACCAUCAACGUUGGAAGACAGACAAAGGGUUCUGCAAAGGGUCCCAAUGCCAAGGCUUUACCGAAAACAGUGGCUUCCCCGGUGGCUGGGCCUAGUUCGAUCCAAGAAGCACAGAUGCCAGUAGUCAUAGCACCAAUGAUCGUGCAGCCCUCAUUGCAGCCGGUUAUUGAUGAAGGGCCGGUCCAAGUACUCACACUGCCGCUCACAAUUCCAACCGAUUCAAUCAGCCCAUGUGCUCAAUCUCCAGCAACAAACAUUGAACAGCUCAUCAACCAGGCUGACAUAACCAUACUCAAUCAGACCGAUGAGAUGGACAUGGAUAAUCUACCUCAGAACUCCCCGCAGUUUGUUUUGGAUCGGACAAUUCAGGUCGAAACUCUAGAGAUGCCCAUCGGAGACGAAUUUGCGGAGCAUGUAGAGGAUGUUGAGCGACAGGACAGUGACAGAAUCGUCCAAGCAAUUUCCAAAAAGCUUACGGAAGAAGGUGAUCGGGUUGCUAAAUUGAUCAUCGGUAAAAUGGAAGCGUCGUUAGUCCAAACAGCAGCUGCGUUGAAAAGUGAGUUUGACGUAAAGCUCGAAGCAGUCCUGCGAGCUCAAAAGCACAACCAAGCAACGGCAAGCGAUCCAAAUUUCAAGUUCACACCAGCCACAGAAAUUGCGCAUAUUCAACAACUGGAGAAGAAUUUGGCUGACGAGGCAUAUCAGAACAAAUUUAUCACUCUUAUGCGUGAAGCUAUCGGACCUAACGGCGACAAUUGUAAUGGCCAAAACGUUGCCUAUGCUCUGGUUGAUCGCAUCUUCUGCCGAAACGUGAUGUUGGAGUGUUCGUGGAGUGGUGCCAGCAAAAGUAAUGCUCCCAAAUACGCCAUCAAGGAGUGCACGCAAAUUUUGGAUACUUUCUUCAAAAUCGUACAUUGCGUGAAUCCCUCUUUCUCAAGACAGCUGAUGGAGUAUUUCUUUAAGCAAGUGUUACGUAAUGCAAAAUCACGUAGUCAAUCGAAAGGAUUGCGCCAAUCAACCAUCCAUCGACGCCCUAAGAAAAAGGGGAAGAAUACUAGUCAAGAUGUCGUUGAAUCCUUCAUGGAACACAAUUUGGAAAAGCAAGAACCUCUCGAUAUCGAUGAUUCCGACUACGAGGCUCAACGUGGAAGCAACGAGGACGCGGAUGUCAAUGCAGACGCCGAUGUAGAGUAUGAUGAUGAUGAGGCAGAUAAAGAAAACUAUGAAUAUGGUGAAGCUGAUUAUGAGUGAUGGUAGGUGAUGUGAUGAGUCAUUUACAGUGCACUGGUAGGUGAUGUGAUGAGUCAUUUACAGUGCACUUUCAGUGCACUGUAAACCGUUUUUUGCUUUUUAUUGAUUUCACGGAUUUUUUUUUUGAAAUUUAUUUUUAAACUGAUACAAUUAACAAAUGUUGGGUUAUUCAUAUAUUACAUUCUUGUUAUUCCUUCAACUGCAAGGAUCUCAAUUGCUUAAGAAGUAGACUUACUUGAUGUUAAUAAAAAUCUGUUACUGUUACAAACCGCGUUUUACUUUUAUUGAAUGAAACUGGUUCAAAAUGUAUGCAAUAAUGGAAUGAAUACAGC